Messenger RNA from Limulus polyphemus (Atlantic horseshoe crab), 1889 nucleotides. It is a transcript of the gene Scox, whose product is annotated as protein SCO1 homolog, mitochondrial-like. The transcript has 7 exons. The coding region runs from base 223 to 1302 and encodes 359 amino acids. Gene Ontology annotation, biological process: mitochondrial respiratory chain complex IV assembly. The record is from RefSeq and is a predicted model, not a curated record. NCBI's taxonomy places the organism in Eukaryota, Metazoa, Arthropoda, Merostomata, Xiphosura, Limulidae.
UUGUACAUCCAUGUUUAUACACGUGUUAGAGUUUAAAACGAUGUAAAAUAAUUUAUUUGUCAUUUUUCUGACAGUACUGGCUUACCAAAUAAACGAAUAAGUAUCCAAUAAACAAUUACCUGGUUACGUAGUGAAGAAACUAUGCAAGUUGUGGUUGGGGGUGUUUUUGUUAUGAAGAAUAUGUGUUUCGUGUUAUGAAAUUGAAAGUCGAAGAAGAACGUGAUGCUAUUGUUAGUGUACGGGUCUAGACUUAUUCGUAAGCCAUGGUUUGGAAUAUUGCACAAGAUUCUUACAAGUUCAAUUUUAAGAACACAGGAAACACAUUAUUCCAAAUCCUGUAUCUUUCAAAAACGAAUUAGUCUUAGUAAUGUAUUUAGUAAGAGUUAUUAUACAAUUUACAGCAACUCUGAUAGGCCUAAGUCCUUGAUGUUAAGCAGGUUAGUUUUACCGAUGGCAAUACCUGGAGUUGUGCCCUUGCUUCGAAAACGGGAGGUAAGGAUAAAGGUAAUUUGUGCAACAUGCCGAUGGAGGACUUCAUUGUGUUCUAGUUGGGUUCAGUGGAGUAAGGUGGGAAAGCUUGGGGAUUCUUGCAGGAGACUGAGUACUGGGAGUGAUCUUCCAAAAGGAAAGAAAUCAACAGGGAAAGGGAAAGGACCCAUCACGUGGAAAAGUCUUUUGGUGACCUUUGGUAUUGGAGGGAUGUUUUUAAUGGGAAUGCAGUAUGUAAAAAAUGAAAAAGAACUGGCAAUUGCCAAAGAACGGAAGAAAGCAUUAGGGAAGGCUUCCAUUGGAGGAAGUUUUGACUUAAUUGAUUCAAAAGGUCAGCCUUGCUCUAGUCAAGACUUCCAUGGUCAGUGGGUUCUACUUUAUUUUGGCUUUACACACUGUCCAGACAUAUGUCCAGAUGAAAUUGAGAAGAUGGUUCAAGUUGUGGAAGUUUUAGAAAAGCAAGAAAACGCGUCCAAGAUUGUACCAGUUUUCAUCACAGUUGACCCUGAGAGAGAUAAUGUAGAAGCUGUCGCUUCGUAUACAAAAGAAUUUUCACCCAAGUUGAUUGGAUUAACUGGGAGUAAGGAACAAAUUCAGAAGGCUACUAGAGCAUUCCGAGUCUACUUUAGUGCAGGUCCAAGAGAUGAUGACGAUGAUUACAUUGUCGAUCACACCAUCAUCAUUUAUCUGAUUGACCCAGAGGGUCAGUUUGUUGAUUACUAUGGACAGAAUAGAACAGCAGAAGAAAUUGCUAGUAGUAUCCAGUUGAACAUGGCAAAGUAUCAGAAGAUGAAUAAGAAGAGUUGGUUUUGAGGGUUUGGUAGUUUUAAAAUAUAUAUGUGUAAACAACACACAAAAGUUUAUUAAAAGAUUUUUUGAUUAAAAAAGACUGGAAACAAUUUUUUUUUAAUUUAUGUAACUUUUUGUAUCCUGUAACUUUUUCAUUUACUGAUGAUGGAGUUGUUUUAAACUUUGUGGGGUUUUUGAUCAAAGGAAAGUCGCAUACAAUUAUGUUAUACAACUAUCUUUAAAAGUUGAAUCUGAUGAUGCAUGUAAGAUUGUCUUUAUGAAACAGUUGUAAAGGUUUCUUUUUGGAUAUAGAAACGUGGCUGGACUUGAACUAGCUUGAAAGAUGAAUAAUAUAGAUAUUACAGGUUCACAUUUCCUCUUGAAUAUUCAGAAGUUUUGGUAAAUAUAUGUUUAUUUUCUCUUCAGACAAAAAAAGGAAUUUUAUCACGUUGUAGAUGUGGUUUAAUGUAUUUAAACAUUGAAAUCUGGAAAGGAACAACAGUAACAUAGUAUGGGCUUACAUCAUGUUAGAACCAUUUUAAAGUAAUUUUAAUUUUUUGUAAACCUGUAUGAUAUUUCUGGCUACAAAAUAAAAAGGUUAUUUUAUUGCA